This is a messenger RNA of Benincasa hispida (wax gourd), 6240 nucleotides long. It is a transcript of the gene RUG1, whose product is annotated as Regulator of chromosome condensation (RCC1) family protein. Gene Ontology annotation, cellular component: cytoplasm. The record is from RefSeq and is a predicted model, not a curated record. NCBI's taxonomy places the organism in Eukaryota, Viridiplantae, Streptophyta, Magnoliopsida, Cucurbitales, Cucurbitaceae.
AUGAUUUGUCAUUUCCCAUCUAAACUAACCGACUCUGGCUCCCCUGCUUAAGACGUAGCGCAAUUCCCUGCCACCGAUCAAAACCCAUUUCUUAAGUUCCACGUUUCUUCGCUUCCCACUCUCAAUCGAUAAUUCUCGAAAUCCGAAACUCCAAUCCAAAAAAAUCCAUAUGAAUGCCGGGCAGUUGUUCAUCUUGAUCUUCACAAUCACCGCAACAGUUUCCUCACAGAAAUCGAUUUAAGCAAACCUAUGCUUACCAGAAGGCGUUUAACGGAAUUCAUAUUCGGUUUCAAUUCGGAAACCUGGAAUAGAAGAAUAACCCGAUGGUUGUCCAGCAAUUCAGGGAAGAUAUUUGCAGCAGUAUGGGGUAAUGGCGAUUUCGGGAGGCUGGGGCUUGGAAAUUUGGAUUCUCAAUGGAGCCCUGUCGCCUGUUCUGCCUUUGAUCGCGAAAUGCUCAAGGAUAUUGCUUGUGGCGGUGCUCACACUCUGUUCUUGACAGAAUCUGGACGAGUUUAUGCUACCGGUCUUAAUAAUUUUGGGCAGCUGGGAAUAUCAGAUGAAAAAAGCUUUUGUACGGAGCCUGUUGAGGUUAGCAUUCAGAAAGAAGCUGUGCAUAUUUCAGCCGGUUAUAAUCACUCUUGUGUUGUUACAGCUGAUGGAGAACUGUAUAUGUGGGGGUUGAAUUCAUGUGGACAGCUUGGUCUUGGAAAAAGGUCAGCGAAAGCGGUACGCCUACCUACUAAAGUAGAUAGCUUAGAUGGUAUAGUGAUUAAGAGGGCUGCUUUGGGUUCCAAUCAUUCGAUGGCUGUUGCUGAUGGAGGUGAAGUCUUUAGUUGGGGAGAUGGACGGUCGGGUAGAUUGGGUCAUGGCCAUGAGUCAACAUUUUUGGGUUUUCUAAAAAGUACCAGUGAAUAUACACCCAGGCUAAUUAAAGAACUUGAGGGGAUUAAGGUUAAACACGUUGCAGCAGGGAUGCUGCACUCCGCUUGCGUAGAUGAAAAUGGAGCUGUUUACAUAUUUGGUGAAAGGGCAACAAACAGAGUGAGCUUUGGUGAGGCAAACAAGGCAACAACACCAUCAAUGAUCAGCACAAUCUUAGACUGCGAAGAAGUUGCCUGUGGUGGUUAUCACACGUGUGUCCUAACAAAAGGUGGGGACUUGUACAGUUGGGGUUCGAAUGAGAACGGUUGUCUUGGGAAUGGGUCCACAAGUGUCUUUCAUCUCCCUGAAAGAGUCGAAGGUCCCUUUUCAAAAUCUCCCGUAAGCAAGAUAUCUUGCGGAUGGAAACACACAGCAGCAAUCUCAGAAAUGAUCCAACACUUCCGUGGAUAAAAGGCUAAAAAAGGGCCAGAACAGCCUAGCCUAGGAGACUUAGGGACAAAGCAGGUAUCCUUUUCCCAAAAGUAGGAAUUGCAAAAAGGUCCUCUAACCUUAUAUUCUGAUCGUGUUAGCCACCUUGAAGAAUUUGUUGGUAUUCCAAUGGAGGGGGUUCUCUUGUCGAGUUGGUAACACAACACGAAGGACAGUUUGAAGAAAUUCAAGCUUCCUUAACCGCCUUCAUGACCCAGAUUGAGGAAUGAUAUAGCAUGAUAACACAUGAUAUUUCUACCCAUUUAUCUUUUGUUAAGGCUAACCUCGAUAUGUUAAAGAGAGUAAUAGGUGAGAUCUAGAAUGAGAUUCUACUAGUUAAGAGGGCUCUAGCAAGCAUUCUAACUAUGGAGAAUGUGGGCUCAACUCAACCAAAGUCAAGAUUUUUGAACCCUAAGCAUUUAACGGUUCAAGAAAAGGAACUUAUGGGUCAUAGAAGAAUACUCCGAAGUACCACCACACAUCCCUGAGGAUGCAAGAUGAUUGAGGAUUUUGUUGGAAUUUUUAUAUUUGUAUAUGAAUAUUUAUUUUUUCUUAAUUGUCUUUAUUCUUUCCAUAUUUGUAAAAGGUCUUUCUCCUAUAUAAGAAGACCUAAUAUGCACAUAUUUAAUAAGAGAAAAAGGAGAAUAAUAUUUUAAUUCCUCCAAUUUCUACAUGGUAUCAGAGCAGGUAAAUCUUGGUGGUUAAACAAAACCCUAGCCACUAACACCACCACCACGUAACCUUGGCUGCCGCACCUUUUCUUCCUCAAUAGUAAAAUCCUAGUGGCCCCUAAAAAACCCUAGCUGUUGCCUAAUUAUCUUCAUUGUUGGAACCGUAGUUGUCAAGUGAAACGGCACACUCAACUUCCAACAAUCUGGGGAUAACUUCACUAGGGUAUUAUCAUUGUAGCCCUAGGUUACCAUUGCCGUUGCCGGUCAUUUAUCUCCGACGUCAGCGGCUAGUCUCUCAAAGCACCACUGGAUGCUGCCUCUUAGCUGCGGGUCACACUUGAUUUCCCUCGAUUCAGCACUAUGUUUUUAGAUCUCGUUGAUCGUUCAAGAGCCGUCUCUGACGGCUGUCCAACUUCUGCCACCGACUAGACCGCAUGUGCUGUUUAUCUGUUCGUUAGUGUUAAUCGUUGUGAAGCCCAGAUCUGUCGAUCUAGCCACCCAUUCAAACACCCAUCUGACAUCCAGAUCGUGAAGUUCCCUGUUUUUUGUGCAUGACAACCAAAUCUGGUGCCGCCAAGACUAGAUCUGGAGCUGCCUUAUCCUUCAAGCUCAACGUACUUCACUAGUUCUGUGACGGUUGGUUGAUUUGCUUGCUCAUCAGUAUUGAUCAAAAGAGGACUAUCACGUGGGUCUUGCGUGAUUUUUUGUUCCAUGUAUGCCUAGAUUAACCUGCUUUGGUUCUAAUUACAACAGAUUUGGUUUGGUUCAUAUUCAGUUUGAUUCAAAUUUGGUUAAGCAUUUGGUCUGGUUUGGUCUACUAGUUUUAUUUAAAAUCUGGUUCAUUUGGUUUGGUUCAAACUGGUUUGGGUUGCUUCUAUUGGAUUUGGUUUAGAAACUCUUUCUUUUUGGGUGGAUUUCUACUAUUUGUUAAAUCUUCUACAAGAGCAAAUUCAUCAAAUCCUACAACUGCCAACCACCAAUUUUCCAUCUUAUAAUUCAUGUGUUUCUUUGACACAUAUAGGUCCCAAGACAUUCUUGUGUAGUAAUUCAUCUCCAUGGUUUAUUGAUUCUGGAGCUUCAGAUCACAUAACUAGUUCUUCUUUUAAUUCGUACUCUCCAUUAUAUUGCAAUGUGAAAAUUAGAAUUGCCGAUGGUCGUUUUUCUUCUGUUGCAGAAAAAUGAACUAUUAAAUUGACUGAAAAUACUUCUCUCCAGUCUGUCUUACAUGUUCCAAAAUUAGCCUGUAAUCUUUUAUCCGUUUCUAAACUUUCUAAAGAUUCUAAUUGUCGUGUUACAUUCUUUGAAUCUCAUUGCAUUUUUUAGGAUCAGGAUUUGGGAAGGAUGAUUGGGAGUGCUAGGAUGCUUGAUGGUCUCUACUACUUUGAUGAAUGUUCUUUAAGCAAUAAAAUAACUCAAGGUUUAGUAGUAUCAGUUCUCUUUCUGUUAAAGAACAAGUUAUAUUGUGACAUUAUAGACUGGGGCAUCCCAGUUUUUCUUAUGUCAAAUAUUUAUUUCCAAAUUUAUUUAAGGAAAUUGAUUGUUCAUCUUGGGGAUGGCAGAGACACUAGUGGAGAUAGCAAAUCUCCUCAGCAGACGAUUGGAAAUACGUGGUAGGGGCAGAGUUUUUAUCGGCCUCUAUCCUGUUAUAUACGUAAGAGGCAGCACAAGACGAGCGAAUGUCUGAAACGAGCAGCCUUUAACGCUUUUCAAGCCUAUUGGCGUCGACUCGAAAGGUAAAGCUGUUCAGAUAGAGGACGAGAAUAUACAAGUAGAGGAAGAUGGAACCCCACGAGUUGGGGCCCUGAGAUUUUUAGCUGCCCUCAAGGAGAGUAUGAGAGAAACGAAGGAAUCCCAAAAAGGCAGACUAAUGUAUGUAAAUGCUUGAGUCAACCAUAGAGUAGCCAAAAGCACCGUGGUUGACUCGGGAGCCACUCAUAAUUUUAUGUCCGAAAUAGAAGUCAAACGGUUGAAUCUCCGUUGGGAAGGAGGCGCAGGUAAAAUGAAAGUAGUGAACUCUGUUUGCCUAUUAUAGGAAUGGUGAAAAGAACAGUCGUAAAGUUGGGGGAUUGGAGUGACCCUGUCGAUUUUGUGAUCGUCAAAAUGGAUGACUUUGACGUGGUGUUGGAUAUGGAAUUCUUGCUUGAACACAAGGUAAUACCGGUACCCCUCACCAAGUGUUUAGUGACCAUAGGGUCGAUGGCCACCGUUGUACAUGCCGGGAUCAAACAGUCGAAUGGGAUAAGAAUAAUCUCGACCCUCAAGACAUUCUGUGUGUCUUGGAAAAGUGUCGCGUUGUCGAGACGGACAAUUUACAUAAGUCCCUGCCUCUAAAGUGAAGGAGAAGGAAGCCCAGACGUAGAGAGUUCCUACCAGGGGACAAAGUUCGAGUAAGAUUGUGCCAAAGACAGUUUUGAUGCCGAAGCCAAAGAGAACGUCGCCUCGUGAGCAGUUGUAGAGGACCGGUGGAAGUCAUAAAAAAGGUUGGGAAAGCUUCCUAUCGGGCACAAUUACCAUUGUGGAUGAAGAUUCAUCCUGUCAUCCACGUAAGUAGAUUGAAACUCUAUCCCCCCGACCAUGUCGAUGAGCGACGUAGGGUGGUGACCUAUUUGCUUGCCACGAUGAAGAGAAUGAUAGAGGAAGAAGUUGAUGAGAAUCUUGCUGGAAGAAAUGCAGAGUUGGAAGACCAGGAUCAAGUUUGGAAGAAUUCCUGGAGAAGUGGAAAAGCCUCUAAGACAGAGAAGUUUGUCGGGAGCGUGCGGAAGACCUUAAGGCAACUGCUCAACAAUUUGCUGAGUUCGAGCAGAGUCGGUUGAUGGGGACGUCAACCAAUCGAGUGGGGGAGAAUGUCAUGGUCAUGUUUGUCCAGGGUGUGUUGCCCAUGGCCGCAUGUCUGCCUCCACCUCUUAUGCUUUCAUCCUAUGUAUUUCCUUUUACUAGGUAGCUUACUUUCUAUGUACUUUUCUUAGUGUGUGACUGCUCGCCCAUUUCCAUAUGUAAGGGUGGCGGAUGUGUUUUUGUUCAGAAUGCACUAUAUGGGGUAAGACUAAUCAUCAUAUCCCCAUACCAGUGAGUCGUAUGCUAUAAAGUCAUGUUGUUGCUUAUUGCUUUCUAGCUGUACGACUAAUGUUCAUUGUUUACACAUGCUUUCAAACGUUUGCAAAAACCUUUUCCUCAAACCUUUUCCCAAGAACGGGGGUGGAGGUUGUGAGAAACGUCCAUUGCGUCAUCGGCUAUUCGGAUUUGGAUUGGCUGACUUGUUCGAGGGCGAGAACAAGUGCGGCACAAUCGCAUCGAGACCCUUAUGAAGGUGCGAUUGUGACACCAGGCACACGGGUGUUGGGCAUCGCAUGUAGGCUGGCAUGAGCGUGCGCAAUACUGUACGCACGGGUGCAAAGGUCUGUGCGGCAGAUAGAGUGGCUGGCGGGCAGGUGCGUGCACAGACAAUGUCAAUAAGGAGCUGAGCGAUCGGCGUGAACUGCUAAGGUCUGAUCUCUUCUCCAAACUCGUGGGUCAUUUCGGAGUAGGGAAGUGACCAAGUAUGUUGUAUGCUGAAGUGUUUGGAGUAGGGAAACGUGGAGUAAGGAACAAGUCAAGAGUUCCCAAGUUUGUAGGAACUUGAGUUGGUCCCUCACUAUAUUUAGCUUGAGGAAAACGUGGGCUAAAUGAAAAGGAAUUCUGGUUUGCUAUUUUUAGGUUGCCCAUUUUCCCAAGCUUCUUAACUACUCCUUCAAAGUAAGGAAGUAGAUGUAUGUAAAGUAGUACAAAAGGGGGUGUGUUCUCAUUUGGGAUCAUCCCACUCCGUACACACAAUUGAGUUGUAAUAACUAUUCUAGCGAGAAUAAAGAAAAGCAAGGGUUGUCUGCCGCUUGGCCAACAUAUGCUUGUGUGCUUUGAUAGUAUCCGAGUUAAAGUGCCCAAAGUGAUCCGAGGACGAGAGAAGGCUGUCUAGGAGUUGAGAACCUCUUAGGCCGCAUGGUGGAUAGGUAAAAAUUUUAAUUUCGAUUUUUAACCCUCGCAGUUUUUAUUCUUGUGGAGGAUUAAAGUUGGUAUCAAAGCGCGGUUCUUAUUCUUGUGAAGGAUAGAAUGAUAGAAGUAUGUUGGUUAGGGAUCCCAACACUAAAAUCGUGGCUUAAAGAUCGUUUGAAUGCGUAGCAUUUGUCUAAAUUACUUCGCAAUGGAGGAUCAGGUGGGUAAAAUACUGACUUUAUUUUGUGUCUUC